CGAAAGCGCGGGCAACUUCGAAAGGCUCUGACGUUUUCCCGUGCCUUUAAUACUGUAUCACCAGGACUUCUGUAGCACCACUAUCGUUGUUGGUUAAGUCAUUAGGGUCUAACAGCUGGGAAACCCCGACUUUGUCCUGCCGAAGAUAGUCUGCAUGACAGACUAAGCUUUUUGGAUUAGGGACAAAUCAUUCGAUUAGUUUUGUUUGAUAAUGAGGCUAUCUUUUAGUGUUUCAGUGUAUAGAUUCCUUGCUUGCUUGAACUCCGUUUAUCUGCUGUGGUGACUAGUUUGUUUGCGACCCACCCAGUAAUAUCUUUUAGGCUUUAGAAUUCGAAGAAUGUAAUUCCUUAUUAUUAGUUGUUUUGUAACUUUCGUGGAGCAGACUGCUUUGUAACACGUAAGUUCAUGUGCGGUAAGAAAUGCCAGUGUUAAUCCAGAAUACUUGGUUGAGGUCCGUGUGACUAUCGUAACCAAUGGUUGGAGACUGGAUGACAUUGCCCAGAAUCGAUCGCUAUUGUGUGUAUAUAUAUAUUCUCUGUCUUUCCUUAAACUAUGAGAUCAAAAUUGCUGUGUAUCUUUCUUGCUACGAACUUAUUCUUUAUUCCUGUGCAAAUUCCUAUACACAAUUUUUCUUUAAUACAUAACCUCCAUUGAAUUAACUACUAUAGUAGAACAACGAAUUCAUAUAUGAAUUCAUUGUUCAUCUUGUUGUGCUAAUCAUGUUUGGCAAGUUGAACCGAUGUAUAUGUAUGUCUGGUCGUACAUUGUAGUUGACUGACUGACUUCUACUCCUUCAGCAGAUAAAGUACCUUCAAGUCAGACGAAAACCCUCCAGAGGCUAAAUGUUACAGGUGACUUAACUUGAGCCCCAUAUAGGUGGGCUUCGUUCGUUAUAAAAUUUUUCGAUUAUUCUUUUAGUGCAGUCUAUAUAAUGUCAACAUAUCCUUUAGACAUAUCAUGUUGUACAUCAAGAGACUAAUAAGAGAUGAGUGUCAGCCAACUGUGUCAAACCCAAUGGUCUGCCAUCGAUCUAGAUUUUACGGAAGUUUGAAGAGGUUACGAGGUUUAAUUCAAUAAAACAACUUAUGAAUAAUAUAAAAGAUGCUAUUCAAUGUUUCAAUGUGAAUUCUUUAAAACCAACACUUAUAGAAGUUCGACAAUUAGAUGGAUCAAUUAUUAAAAUGAAUAAAUAUGGAUCAGAAAUUGAAAAAAAUGAUAAAUCUAGUCAAUUAGAAUCUAAUUUUUCUUCUUAUGGUUUUAUUCCAAAUUUUAAUCUGGAUUUACAAAUGGGAAAAAUAGAACUUCCAGAAUUUACAAUAUUAUUUGGUAAGUUAAUUUAAUUGAAUAUAUAUGAAAUUAUUAAUAACCAUAAUCUUUCCAUUCGCCUUUCGUCCUCUCAGUUUCGUAAACAACACCGCCACGAGAAGGCAGUGUGUAGGACUUCCCUGGUGGUUGCUAUGUGAAAGCAUUUCGAGAGGGAAAGCUAACUCUUCCCAUUCUCAGCCGUACCAGGGUAUUUGGGGGCAAUGUACGUAUGUAUGUAUGAAGUUCUACAUUUUUGCUAAUUGAUUAUCUAUAUGUUUACAUGUUUUCUUAUUGUAGGUUCUGUUGAUGUAGCUCAAAAUUUAAAUUUGUUAAACAAUAAUAAUGUUACACAUAUCAUUAAUCUUAUUUCAAAUAUAAUACCAAAUUAUUUUCCUGAAUAUUUUCAUUAUUUAUCACUUAUUGUUUAUGAUAAUUUAACAUUUCAAUUAAAUGAUAUUUUGAAUGAUUGUUUUAAUUUUUUAAAUAUUGUAAAACAAACUAAGGGUUGUUGUUUUAUACAUUGUGAAGCUGGUAUUUCACGUUCACCAUCUAUUAUAAUUGCUUAUUUAAUGAAAUUUUAUAAUUAUUCAUAUGAUAAUGCUUAUAAUUUAGUAAAUAAUUCUAGAAAUAUUUGUAUUAAUGUAAAUUUUAAAUCACAAUUAAUGAGAUUAAAUUGA
Molecule: messenger RNA, 1982 nt
Organism: Schistosoma haematobium
Lineage: Eukaryota; Metazoa; Platyhelminthes; Trematoda; Strigeidida; Schistosomatidae
Gene: DUSP19
Product: dual specificity phosphatase 19
Exons: 2
Coding region: 1578-1982 (134 amino acids)
Biological process (GO): protein dephosphorylation; regulation of MAP kinase activity
Cellular component (GO): cytoplasm
Molecular function (GO): JUN kinase phosphatase activity
Source: RefSeq, a predicted model, not a curated record